ACCAGGACUCUCAGCCUACCAGCCUGCCUGCCUGCAUCAGGGAGAUUGUCACCCGCAACCUCUCCCAGCCUGAGAGCCCAGCCCUGCUGCCGGCCACAGAGAUGGCAUCACUGCUGUCGCUGCAGGAAGAAAACCAACUGCUGCAGCAGGAGCUGUCCCGUGUGGAGGACCUGCUGUCCCAGAGCCGUGCUGAGCGUGAUGAGCUCGCCAUUAAGUACAAUGCGGUCAGCGAGAGGCUGGAGCAGGCGGUACGCCUGGAGUCUGGGGAGCUGGAGACACAGGAGCCCAGGGGACUGGUACGGCAGAGUGUGGAGCUGCGCAGGCAGCUGCAGGAGGAGCAGGCCUCCUACCGGCGCAAGCUGCAGGCCUACCAGGAGGGCCAGCAGAGGCAGGCCCAGCUCGUGCAGCGGUUGCAAGCCAAGAUCCUCCAGUACAAGAAGAAGUGCUCGGAGCUGGAGCAGCAGCUGCUGGAUAGAUCCACGGAGCUGGAGCAGCAGCGGCUGAGGGACACAGAACAUAGCCAAGACCUGGAGAGCGCCCUCCUCCGCCUAGAGGAGGAACAGCAGAGGAGUGCCAGCCUGGUCCAGGUGAAUGCUAUGCUCCGAGAGCAGCUGGACCAGGCAGGCUCAGCCAACCAGGCUCUGAGUGAGGACAUACGAAAGGUGACCAGCGACUGGACACGCAGCCGCAAGGAGCUGGAGCAGCGGGAGGCGGCAUGGAGGCGUGAGGAGGAGUCCUUCAAUGCCUACUUCAGCAAUGAGCACAGCCGCCUUCUCCUCCUCUGGAGGCAGGUUGUGGGGGUCCGACGGCUGGUCAGCGAGGUGAAGAUGUCCACUGAGAGGGACCUGCUGCAGCUGGGAGGGGAGUUGGCCCGGACAUCACGGGCUGUCCAGGAGGCGGGCCUGGGGCUGAGUGCAGGCCUGCGGCUGGCAGAGAGCCGGGCUGAGGCAGCCCUGGAAAAGCAGGCACUUCUGCAGGACCAGCUGGAGGAGCAGCUGCGGGACAAGGUGCUCCGUGAGAAGGACCUGACCCAGCUGCAGGUGCAAAGAGACCUGGACAAGGCUGACCUCAGUGCCAGGGUGACAGAGCUGGCCCUGGCAGUAGAACGUCUUCAGAACCAGAAUCUGGAGAAGGAUCAGGUCAACAAGGCCCUCACUGAGAAGCUUGAGGCCCUGGAAUCCUUGCGGCUACAGGAGCAGGCGGCCCUGGAGACAGAGGACGGAGAGGGGCUGCAGCAGACCCUGAGGGACCUGGCACAGGCCGUCCUGUCGGACGUGGAGAGCGGUGUCCAGCUCAGCGGCUCCGAGCGCACGGCGGACACGUCAGACUGCAGCCUGCGGGGACUGUCAGGCCCGCGGACCCCGUCUCCGCCGCGGCGCUCCUCCCCCGGCCGCGGCCGUUCCCCGCGCCGAGGCCCUUCCCCGGCCUGCUCUGACUCCUCCACGCUCGCGCUGAUCCAGUCCGCCCUGCACAAGCGCCAGCUGCAGGUCCAGGACAUGCGUGGGCGCUAUGAGGCCAGCCAGGACCUGCUGGGCACCCUGCGAAAGCAGCUUAGUGACAGCGAGGGUGAACGCCGUGCUCUGGAGGAGCAGCUACAGCGCCUGCGGGACAAGACCGACGAGGCUGCCCAGGCCCAUGAGGACACCCAGCGCGAGGCCCAGCGCCUGCGAAGCACCAUUGACCUCUUGAGCAGGGAGAAGGACAGCCUGGCCCACAGCCUGCAGGUGGCCCAGCAGCAGGCCGAGGAACUACAGGAGGAGCGGGAGAAGCUGCAGGCCACCCAGGAGGAGCUGCGGCGCCAGCGGGACCGGCUGGAGGAGGAGCAGGAGGACACAGUGCAAGAUGGCGCACGGGCGCGCAGGGAGCUCGAGCGCAGCCAUAGACAGCUAGAGCAGCUGGAAGAGAAGCGGUCAGGGCUGGUGAAGGAGCUGGUGGAAGUGAGGGAGGCACUGAGCUGUGCCACACUGCAUCGGGACAUGCUGCAGGCCGAGAAGGCUGAGGUGGCAGAGGCACUGACCAAGGCUGAGGCCAGCCGUGUGGAGCUUGAGCUCUCCACCACCAAGCUGAGGGUAGAGGAGGCCUCUCUGCGGGACUCCUUGUCCAAGCUGAGCGCCCUCAACGAGAGCCUCGCUCAGGACAAGCUGGGGCUGAACCGCCUUGUUGCCCAGCUGGAGGAGGAAAAGGCAGCUCUGCUGGGCCGGCAGCGACAGGCGGAGCAGGAGGCCACCUUGGCACUGGAGGAGCAGGAGCGACUGGAGCAGGUGCGGCUGGAGCAGGAGGUGGAGCGGCAGGGUCUGGAGGGCUCCCUGCGGGCAGCGGAGCAGGCCCGGGAGGCUCUGGAGCAGCAGCUCCCCACUCUGCGCCAAGAACGCAGCCGGCUGCAGGAGCAGCUUGCCCAGCUCUCUCGGCAGCUGAGCGGGCGGGAGCAGGAGCUGGAGCAGGUCCGACAGGAGUCACAGCGGCAGGUGGAGGCACUGGAACGAGCGGCCCGGGAGAAAGAGGCGCUGGCCAAGGAACGGGCCGGCCUGGCUGUGCAGCUGGUGGCAGUAGAACGUGAAGGCCGGGCCCUGUCAGAGGAGGCCACACGCCUGCGCUUGGAGAAGGAAACCCUGGAGAGCAGCCUGUUUGAGGUGCAGCGGCAGCUGGCCCAGCUUGAGGCCCGCCGGGAGCAGCUGGAAGCUGAUGGGCAGGCCCUUUUGCUGGCCAAGGAGACCCUGACUGGGGAGCUGGUGGGCCUGCGGCAGCAGAUGAUAACUACAGAAGAAAAAGCAGCUCUGGACAAGGAGCUGAUGGCCCAGAAGCUGGUGCAGGCUGAGCGGGAGGCCCAGGCCUCUCUGCGGGAGCAACGGGCAGCCCAUGAAGAGGAUUUGCAGCGACUCCAGCGUGAGAAGGAGGCUGCAUGGCGGGAGCUGGAAGCAGAGCGGGCCCAGCUGCAGAGUCAGCUGCAGCGGGAGCGGGAGGAGCUGCUGGCCCGCCUCGAAGCCGAGAAGGAAGAGCUGAGCGAGGAGAUUGCUGCCCUGCAGCAGGAGCGUGACGAGGGCCUCCUCCUGGCUGAGAGCGAGAAGCAGCAGGCCUUGUCCCUGAAGGAGUCUGAGAAGACAGCGCUGUCAGAGAAGCUGAUGGGUACACAGCAUAGCCUGGCUGCCAUCUCCCUGGAGAUGGAGCGGCAGAAACGAGAUGCUCAGAGCCGGCAGGAGCAAGACCGGAGCACUGUGAACACCCUGACGUCCGAGCUGCGGGACCUACGCGCCCAGCUUGAAGAGGCUGCUGUGGCCCAUGCCCAAGAGGUGAAGAGGCUGCAGGAGCAGGCCCGGGACCUGGGCAAGCAGCGGGAAUCCUGCCUGCGCGAGGCAGAGGAACUUCGGACUCAGCUGCGCCUGCUGGAGGACGCCCGUGACGGGCUGCGGCGGGAGCUGCUGGAGGCUCAGCGCCGGCUGCGUGAGAGCCAGGAGGGCUGCGAGGCCCAGCGCCAGGAGGCCGGCGAGCUGCGGCGCAGCCUGAGUGAGGGUGCCAAAGAGCGCGAGGCCCUGCGGCGCUCCAAUGAGGAGCUGCGGGCCGCCGUGAAGAAGGCUGAGAGCGAGCGCAUCAGCCUGAAGCUUGCCAACGAGGACAAGGAGCAGAAGCUGGCACUCCUAGAGGACGCCCGUGCAGCUGUGGGCAAGGAAGCUGGGGAGCUGCGGGCUGGGCUGCAGGAGGUGGAGCGCUCACGGCUGGAGGCUCGGCGGGAGCUGCAGGAGCUCCGGCGGCAGAUGAAGAUGCUGGACAGUGAGAACGCCAGGCUGGGCCGGGAGCUGGCAGAACUGCAGGGCCGCCUGGCGCUGGGCGAGCGGGCAGAGAAGGAGAGCCGGAGGGAGGCUCUGGGCCUCAGGCAGAGACUUCUGAAAGGCGAGGCCAGCCUGGAAGCCAUGCGGCAGGAGCUCCAGGGAGCCCAGCGAAAGCUGCUGGAGCAAGAGGGCGAGUUCCGGGCCCGCGAGCGAGGCCUGCUGGGCUCCCUCGAGGAGGCGCGCGGCGCUGAGAAGCAGCAGCUGGACCACGCCCGCAGCCAGGAGCUGAAGCUGGAGGCGGCGCGGGCCGAGGCCGCGGAGCUGGGGCUGCGGCUGAGCGCGGCCGAGGGUCGGGCGCAAGGUCUCGAGGCCGAGCUGGCCCGCGUGGAGGCGCAGCGGCGCGCGGCCGAGGCCCAGCUGGGCGGCCUGCGCUCGGCCCUGCGCCGGGGCCUCGGCCUGGGCCGGGGCAGCGCGCCCAGCCCCUCCGCACGGCCUCUGCCCGCGCCGUGCUCCCCGGCCCAGGACCCGCCUGCCGGAGGAAGCGGGGAGGGGCUUAGCAGCCCUAGCCCCUUAGAACACAGCCCUGGGUCCCAGCCACCAUCUCCAGGACCUACCACCUCCCCUGUGCAUCCAGACCUGGACCCAGAGGCAGUGCGGGGGGCUCUCCGGGAAUUCCUGCAGGAGCUGCGGAGCACCCAGAGGGAACGGGAUGAGCUUCGGACCCAGACAAGUGCCUUGAGUCGCCAGCUGGCUGAGAUGGAGGCCGAGAGGGACAGCGUGACCUCACGGGCCAGGCAGCUGCAGAAGACAGUGGCCGAGAGUGAGGAAGCCCGACGCAGUGUGGAUGGGAGGCUGAGUGGCGUCCAGGCAGAGCUGGCACUGCAGGAGGAGAGCGUGCGGCGCAGCGAGCGGGAGCGCCGGGCCAUGCUGGACCAGGUGGCUGCACUGGAGAGGAGCCUGCAGGCCACCGAGAGCGAGCUCCGGGCCAGCCAGGAGAAGAUCAGCAAAAUGAAGGCCAAUGAGGUGAAGCUGGAGAGCGACAAGCGGCGCCUGAAGGAGGUGCUGGAUGCCUGUGAGAGCCGCACCAUCAAGCUGGAGCUGCAGCGGCGCUCACUGGAGGGGGAACUGCAGCGCAGCCGCCUGGGCCUGAGCGACCGCGAGGCCCAGGCCCAGGCCCUGCAGGAUCGGGUGGACUCCCUGCAGAGACAGGUGGCAGACAGCGAGGUGAAGGCAGGGACCCUGCAGCUGACAGUGGAGCGGCUGAGCGGGGCCCUGGCCAAGGUGGAGGAGACUGAGGGGACCCUGCGGGACAAGGUGCAGGGCCUGACAGAGGCCCUGACUCAGAGCCGUGCCAGCCUCACCAGUACUCAGGACAAGAAUCUGCGCCUGCAGAAGGCCCUGACUGCCUGUGAACAUGACCGCCAAGUGCUCCAGGAACGGCUGGAUGCUGCCCGGCAGGCGUUGUCUGAGGCACGGAAGCAGAGCAGCUCCCUGGGCGAGCAGGUGCAGACGAUGCGGGGUGAGCUGGCAGACCUGGAGCUGCAGCGGGCGGAGGCUGAGGGCCAGCUUCAGCAGCUGCAGGAGGUGCUGCGGCAGCGGCAGGAGAGUGAGGCGGUGGCUCUGCGCUCCAUCCAGAAGCUGCAGGAUGAGCGGCGGCUCCUGCAGGAGCGUCUGGGCAGCCUGCAGCGGGCUCUGGCUCAGCUGGAAGCCGAGAAGCGAGAGGUGGAGCGCUCCGCCCUGCGGCUGGAAAAGGACCGCCAGGCCCUCAGGAGGACUCUGGACAAAGUAGAGCGGGAGAAACUCCGUAGCCAUGAGGACACAGUGAGGCUGAGUGCAGAGAAGGGCCGCCUGGACCGCACACUCACGGGGGCUGAGCUGGAGCUGGCCGAGGCCCAGAGGCAGAUCCAGCAGCUGGAGGCCCAGGUGGUGGCACUGGAGCAGAACCAUAGCCCAGCCCAGCUGGAGGCAGAUGACCAGCAGCGGCUGGAGCUGCAGCAGGAGGUAGAGCGCUUGCGCAGUGCCCAGGUGCAGACGGAGCGGACUCUGGAGGCGCGGGAGCGGGCCCACCGCCAGAGGGUGCAUGGGCUGGAGGAGCAGGUGUCCACACUGAAGGGACAGUUGCAGCAGGAGCUUCGAAGGAGCUCAGCAUCCUUCUCCCCACCCUCUGGCCCCCCAGAGAAGUGAGCCCUUCCCAGCCAGCAUCCUGGAGAGCAGCCCCAUCCCCGGGGCAGCAGAGGGACCUCCUCUCCAGCACAACCCACCCAGGCCUGGUGCAUCGGGGUCCCCAGAGCUGGGGUGGGGUGAGGAGGAGCGGAGUGGCCAUGCUGAGGGACAGGGACACCAGCUCCAGGCCAGAUCCAGCAGUGGCUUCUCUGCGGGCCCCACCUCAGCUCAGCCCCUGGGAUGAGCCACUCUGGGUUGUACAAGGUCCUCCCUGAGAGUAGUUGAGCCGAAGCCAGGGGUUGGGGAGAGCCCUUGUCUCUGGCCCGCCCCGCAGCAGGCGCCUGGAGGAUGGGCUCAUGGGAAAGAGGAGGGGGCCGAGGCCCAGGGCAAGGGUCAGAAAUCCAGGCCCUGACCCUGAGUUCCCAGAGAUCUCUCCGCCUUAGUUCUGUCAGGACAUUCCUCAGAAAGCUCAGAGU
Cynocephalus volans (Philippine flying lemur) is the source of this 6403-nucleotide messenger RNA. RefSeq names its product ciliary rootlet coiled-coil, rootletin (gene CROCC). Gene Ontology annotation, biological process: cilium assembly. The record is from RefSeq and is a predicted model, not a curated record. The coding region runs from base 102 to 5948 and encodes 1948 amino acids. The transcript has 36 exons. NCBI's taxonomy places the organism in Eukaryota, Metazoa, Chordata, Mammalia, Dermoptera, Cynocephalidae. Gene Ontology annotation, cellular component: centriole; centrosome.